CUCUCUCCCUCCCUCCCCGGGCAGGACGGAGCGGCGGCGGCGGCGGCGGCGGGGGCCUCGGCCCGGGAGGGGCCCCGCCAUGGAGCCGGCCGAGGUGAAGGACCGCAUCCUGCGCAACAUCGCGCUCUCCGUCCAGAAGUUGCAGAGUUACUUUGCAGCAUGUGAAGAUGAGACGCCGGCCAUCAGGAACCACGACACCGUCCUGCAGCGGCUCUGCGAGCACAUUGACCAUGCGCUGCUCUAUGGACUUCAGGAUCUCCCUUCAGGCUACUGGGUCUUAGUGGUCCACUUCACCCGCAGAGAAGCCAUCGAGCAGAUAGAGAGGCUGCAGCAUGUGGCUACCAACCUGGGACGCAGCCGAGCGUGGCUGUACCUGGCCCUCAACGAGAACUCCCUGGAAAGCUACCUGCGCCUGUUCCAGGAGAACCUCAGCCUGCUGCCCAAGUACUACGUCAAGAAUGCCCUGGUCUGCAGCCAUGACCACCUGACCCUCUUUCUCACGCUGGUCUCUGGCCUGGAGUUUAUUCGGUUUGACUUGGAUCUGGACGCCCCAUACUUGGAUUUGGCCCCCUACAUGCCCGACUAUUACAAGCCGCAGUACUUGCUGGACUUCGAGGAUCGCCUGCCCUGCUCAGCCCACGGCUCGGACAGCCUCUCGCUCAACUCCUUCAACUCGGUCACCUCCACCAACCUGGAAUGGGACGACAGCGCCAUCGCCCCCUCCAGUGAGGAUUAUGAUUUUGGAGAUGUCUUUCCUGCAGUGCCAUCAGUGCCCACCACGGCCUGGGAAGAUGGAGAACUGACAGAUAACCUCAGCUGCCCACCGAAGAGCCCAACGCAGCGGUACAACCCUUUCGACGAGAAGGUGGACGCGGCGUCCUCUGCUGAGACCACCCCAGUACACUCCGUCUCCCAGGAGAGGCCGGGCCUUGCCACCACCGAGGGCACAGAGCAGCCGGAGAGUUGCCCUGAGCUGGAGGUCAUUAGGCUGGCUAAAAAGAAGAAACCUGGCAAGAAGAAGAAGGCCAAGUCAGAAGAGGCAGCCAGCGUUGCUCCUGCCGUUGCUGUGGACCAAGCAGGGCCUCCAGAUGUGGGCAAAGGGGGCAGUCCGGCAGACGGAGCUGAGCAUCAGGAGUGCAGCCAGGUUGCCCUGUCAGGCCUCGGGGCGGCUGAGGCAGAAGCAGCCAGGGAAGCCCAGCUGGGGCUCCGGGUCCCUGCGAUGAUGGGCACCUCCAUGGACCAGGUGGGGCAGUCGCUGAGCAAGGUGGUCAACACGCUGGACGGGCAGCUGGACCCCAGCCGGUGGGGCUGCUCCGUUGAGCCCCCCGACCAGUCCUUUCGGACCGACACACCAGAGGGGCCACCCUCUGGUGGCUUUAGUGAGGGGGUGCCGGCCCCCAUGGUCUUCUACAGCUUUGCCAUCGAGAGUCCAAACCCUCUUGCACCAGGUAGUGGCCACCAUGACCCUGCAGGGGAUGGCCAACCGCCACAUGUUCCUGGUGGCCCUGAAGCUGCUGGACAAGAGGAGAAAAGAGGCGAAAGCGAGGGAGAGACUCUUGGGCCCGUAGCGAACUCUCCGCCGGCGGCUGUGAGCGUGGAGGCCUUUGGCCAGCUCAAGGGGGAGCAGGCCAGCCCCUCGCAGAGCAGUGCGGAGGACUCUGGCGUGGAAGAGGGGCAGGGCAGCCCUUCGGAAGCAGCCCACCCCUCUGAGUUCAGGGUAGACAACAACCACUUGUUACUGCUGAUGAUCCACGUUUUCCGGGAGAACGAGGAGCAGCUGUUGCGGAUGAUCCGCAUGAGCACGGGGCACAUGGAGGGAAACCUGCAGCUGAUCUACGUGUUGCUGACAGACUGCUACGUGUAUCUCCUCCGCAAAGGAGCAGCCGAGAAGCCCUAUAUGGUGGAGGAGGCGCUCUCCUACAGUGAGCUGGACUAUGUGUCGGUGGGGCUGGAUCAGCAGACGGUGAUGCUGGUCUGCACCAACCGCCGGAAGCAGUUCCUGCUGGACACGGCCGAUGCAACCCUGACGGAGUUUUUCCUGAUGUCUUUGAAGUCAGCUAUGAUCAAAGGGUGCCGAGAGCCACCAUACCCGAGCAUCUUGACUGAUGCCACCAUGGAGAAGCUUGCGCUGGCCAAAUUCGUGGCUCAGGAGUCCAAGUGCGAGAUCUCGGAGGCGGUGGUGCGCUUCUAUGGCCUCGUUCAUUGGGAAGACCCCAUGGACGAGACGCUGGGGCCUGCCCCUUCCCACGACACAGUGGCUGAGAACUGCAUCACAAAAGAAGGUGUUCUGAACUACAAAGCGGGCGCCAACUACCUGGGCAAGGAGCACUGGAAGUCCUGCUUUGUGGUGCUCAGCAAUGGGAUCUUGUACCAGUAUCCAGAGCGCACGGACGUCACCCCGCUCCUCUCUAUCACAAUGGGCGGGGAGCAGUGUGGCGGCUGCCGGAGAUCGAACACAACAGACCGGCUGCACUCCUUCCAGGUGAUCCUGACCGACCGACCCUCCCUGGAGCUGAGUGCCGAGAACGAGGAGGAGAUGGCUGACUGGAUGCAGCACCUGUGCCAGGCGGUCUCCAAAGGGGUCAUCCCUCAGUGCGUGGUCCCGCCUCCCUGUGUCCCCUGCUGCCUGGUGCUGACGGAGCAGAAAGUGUUCACGUGCCACGAGGACUGCCAGACGAGCUUCUUCCGCUCACUGGCCACCGCCGAGCUGGCAGAGGUGGCCUCGGUAUCCGUGGAGGCCGGUCAGGGGGAGUAUUGCAUCCUGGAGUUCGCCCAGGACCGCGAGCAUUACCUGCCGCCCUGGCUGCUCUACUUCAGCUGCCCGGCAGAACUGGAGCGGUUCCUGUUGGCCCUGGAUGCCGUGUGGAGAAACACCUACCAGGUGGAUCUUUUGCAUAAGCCAAUAGAGGACGGCUCCACCCGGAAGAAAUGUGAGGAUGCCUUGAGCCUGAUCCGUAGCUCGUGGCAGCGCAGCGACAGCCUCUGCCGGGGCCGUGCCUCCCGGGACCCCUGGUGUUAGCCUUCCAGCCAGCAGAGAGGGACAUGAAACGGCAGGAGGGCAGCCUGGCCCCGAAGGAGCCUGAAGCAUUUGGUGGAGGGAGCCCUUCUUGCUUCUGGGAGGAGGCACCUCCUUGGGAGGACCGGGAAUCUUCAAGCUGCUCUUAGCUGUGACGGCGGCGGUUGUCAUCGGAGGCUUCCUGCCACUUUGCAUAGCUGGGAGGGGUGGGGGCAGCCAGACUGCAAAGAGGGGCUGCUGCCCUGUGGCAGAAACACACAGUACGUGAUGUGCAUGGAACUGCCUGGCAGCCUCGCUAAACCCUUUGACCCGAGGGCCAGCAGCCAAGCCUUUCUGCUGUGGACAAGCGACUCCUCUUCAAGAAGCAGAAGGCAGACUAAUUGUUUGCGAAGAGGGGCCUGCCUGGGGUCAAGGUGGGGGGCCCUCUUGAUGAAGUGGGGUCUCCAGGAUGCCAGAGUGACGCCUGUACCAGCUGCUGGGUGGUUGGUUUUGAGAAGGGUGGGAAUCUGGAAGACUGCAGCUACCCUGCACGUCUUGCGCUGUAAGGAAAUGAACUGCCGGUCUUGCCCACUUCGCCCUACCCCCCCCUCUGCUGGGGGUUCUUGGUGGGCUCCCGCCCCUUUGUCCUGGCCCACUAGUGGGAUUGGAUAGGGUCAGGGCAUGAAAGCGCCACUUGGCAGUCCUGGGGUGUCUCCACCAUUGGCAAGCUACGGGGGGGGGGGGGGCUGCUGAGAAGCGCAUGGAGACUUCAGCAGGGGGUGGGGGCAGCCCUUGCAUAGCUCUCCCUGCAGCUGCCCCCCCCCCGUUCUGCCCGCUGCCAUUAAGCUGCUGCCCACGAAAAAGCCGCGGGGGGGGGGGGGGCUGUGCUGCGGGUGGUUGGGUGCAUUAAACCUGAUUUUAAUGGGGUGGAAACGCGCAACUGUCUUCUGUGUUGGGGGGGGGGGGGCGCUGCGUUCUGUCCCCGCCUGGCCGCCCCGCAAUAAACGGUCCUUGCUAACUCGGUGUCUGUCUGACGCGCGCGGGCCUCUCCACCGGCCCCGUGACUUUGCAACGGCG
Molecule: messenger RNA, 4072 nt
Organism: Eublepharis macularius
Lineage: Eukaryota; Metazoa; Chordata; Lepidosauria; Squamata; Eublepharidae
Gene: PLEKHM2
Product: pleckstrin homology and RUN domain containing M2
Exons: 20
Coding region: 80-3019 (979 amino acids)
Biological process (GO): Golgi organization; positive regulation of membrane tubulation; regulation of protein localization
Cellular component (GO): endosome membrane
Molecular function (GO): kinesin binding
Source: RefSeq, a predicted model, not a curated record